UUCUUCCCUACGCCUACGCCGGUACCGAGCCGCCCACCCCCUCGCUACGGCCGCAUCCUUGCCGCCUUCCCUCCCCAAACGUGAGUAAGGGGAGGAGGGACGAUGAAUAUGCAGAGGAGCGCUCGCCCCGCCGCGGUUCCGGGAGGGGGAGGGGGAGAAUGUGUGUGCGCGGUGAGUGUGCCUCUGUGUGUGUGUGUGUGUGUGUGUAUACAGCGCUGGGAGGGGUACGCAUGCGCCGUGCGUGGCGGGGCUGAAUGUUUCCCAAGUGUUUGAAACUGGUAUUUGGGUUUUCCACGUUGGAUCAAGUGCGGCGUAUAGGAGCGAGGAGGCUGCAUUAAUAUCACCGGGGAGCAGCGGCGGCGGUGAGGAGAGCGGGGAAGGGGGGAGCGGAGGAGAAGCGGAGCAGAGCGGCGCUGGCGCAUGCAGAGGGGCUGCCGCUGCUUCUGACAGACACUUUGCAGAGCACAUUUUGUUUCCAGAUUGUUUCGGAGGAGCUGGUUUAAGCCCCCCUCCUUUCUCCUCCUCCCCCCCCCACCCCCCCACAAAUCCCUCUGAUUGUUCCUACCACCUCCUUCGUGAAUUACCCACAACGACAGCCAUUCAAUCAGCUGCUGCUGGCUGUAGGGGACUAGCGGAGGGUGUGUGUGUGUCUCUCCGUUUCACACAAGAGGAGUCAGAUGUAGCUUCUCUCGGUUUUUUUUUGGGGGGAGCUACAGAGAGAGGUGGGCAGGGAGUGAGCCGUUCAUCGGGGUUACCGUCUUUGGAGGGAGCAGCACUUGCUCUCACACAGACAGGGAGAGAGAGGUGUGGGGAAGGAUAUUUUUUUUUUUCUUUGCCGGAUGAAAAUGUUGAGUCCUGCAAACGGAGACCAGCUUCACCUAGUGAACUAUGUGGAGGAUUAUCUGGACUCCAUCGAGUCUAUGCCCUUCGAUCUGCAGAGAAAUGUCUCCUUGAUGAGGGAAAUUGACGCCAAAUAUCAAGAGAUUCUGAAGGACCUGGAUGAUUACUAUGAAAAAUUUAAACGAGAGACAGAUGCAGUGCAGAAGAGAAGAAUGUUGCACUGCAUACAGAGAGCCUUGAUUCGGAGUCAGGAACUGGGGGAUGAGAAGAUCCAAAUCGUCAGUCAGAUGGUAGAGCUGGUUGAGAACAGAACCAGGCAAGUGGACAGCCACGUGGAACUGUUUGAGACUUGUCAAGAGACUAAUGACACCACUGGAAACAGUGGGAAAGCCAGCCAGGACAAGUCAAAGAAUGAGACAAUCACGCAGGCCGAAAAGCCCAACAAUAAGAGAUCGAGGCGGCAAAGAAAUAAUGAGAAUCGAGAGAACGCUUCAAAUAAUCAUGAUCAUGACGACAUCACCUCAGGAACUCCAAAGGAGAAGAAAGCAAAAACGUCCAAGAAGAAGAAACGCUCCAAGGCUAAAGCAGAGCGGGAAGCUUCUCCCCCAGACCUUCCCAUUGACCCUAAUGAGCCAACAUACUGCUUGUGCAACCAGGUCUCCUAUGGAGAAAUGAUAGGCUGCGAUAACGAUGAGUGCCCCAUUGAGUGGUUUCACUUUUCCUGCGUGGGACUCAAUCAUAAACCAAAGGGCAAAUGGUACUGCCCCAAAUGUAGAGGAGAAAACGAGAAAACUAUGGACAAGGCAUUGGAGAAGUCUAAAAAAGAAAGGGCCUACAACAGGUAGUUUGUAGACUUUUCGUAGCGAAGAAAAUAAAACCACCAAACCAGUGUAUUUAUUGUCAGCGUCACCUUUGUUGAGGUGAAAGGAUUGUAAAAUGUAUAUUUUUAAAGGAGGUUUAAAACUGAACCAUUCCUGUUAUAGGGACGGCAAUAAGUGAUUUUGUUUUUCAUUUGGUAAACUGUAACAAGAAUGUGGUCUGUGGACCAAUGUAUUCCAAAAACAAAGUUAUAAAGAGUUUAAACUGAAUUAUCUUAAAAGAUAAAAUAAUACUUUUUUUUUUCAGUGCUGGUAGCACUCUACCCAUUAAAAUUUUGAUGACAACUAUCUCUGAAAUGUAAUUUCGUUUUCUUUAAUGAAAAAUGUUAUUUACCUUUUGAGCAAAAAUUGUUAAAUAGUUUAGCUAUCUGGUUGUAUCUGAAUAAAGCUGCAAUACAUUACAACUGUAACUUCUUUCAGUGAUAAGCAGUGCAAGAACAAAAAAAAGGAGGGUAAAAUUUGGUUCCUGCUACAAAGUGUCAGUAUAACAGUUAAUAGCAAAUGUUUAAAUAGGCUUAGAGGAUUAUUUUUUAAAAAAAAAAGAAAAAAGUUAAUCAUUAAAUUUUACACAGCAAAUAUUUUAUAUGCUGGCCAAGUACCACAAGGGCCAUUUUAAAAUGAUUGAAUAUGUUUUAUAUUUAACCAGGAAGUGGUUUAGUAAUGAGACUUAACAUAAAUGAAGCUUUAUACUGUCACAGAUAGUAGCGUAGCAAUCCUUAAUUUGUUUAAGUUGUAUAAAUGUACAUUUUUAAGUGGAGUUGCACUUACUGUAUUAUACUUGGAAAUGCAGCCAAAUGCCAUUGUGUAACCAAUGCGCAUUUCCUGCUGUAUGUAUGAAAAUUGUACAGCUGUGAUAUUAAGAAAUAAAUGAAACGACUUUGACAGUU
Grus americana (Whooping crane) is the source of this 2605-nucleotide messenger RNA. RefSeq names its product inhibitor of growth family member 1 (gene ING1). Gene Ontology annotation, cellular component: nucleus. The record is from RefSeq and is a predicted model, not a curated record. Gene Ontology annotation, biological process: positive regulation of DNA-templated transcription. Bases 840 to 1685 code for a protein of 281 amino acids. The transcript has 2 exons. Lineage: Eukaryota; Metazoa; Chordata; Aves; Gruiformes; Gruidae.